AUGGGAGGUGUCUACGUAUCUCUCAGUGAGCAAAAACAGCAAGAUGCCACCCUUACCAUCAAAUCAAUGGCUAUACAGCUUGGUAUCAAUCUGGCUGUUGCGUUGGUCGUCUUGGCAGGAUUCAGUUGGGUGCGACCAAGGCAUUCGCUGGUCUAUGCACCCAAAGCAAAAUUCUCUUCGGCAGAAAAACGUCCCCCUGUACUUGGAUCGGGUUGGUUUGCCUGGCUUAAACCUGUGUUUUCUACCUCGGAUUCAUUCUUGCUCGAACGCAUUGGUUGCGAUGCAGUGCUUUAUUUACGAUUUCUACGUCUCUUGCGUCGAAUGACUGGAUUUAUGGCAUUCGUGGGUCUCUGCGUACUACUUCCAAUUAACAUUGUGGCAACUAAAAAUACAGGAGAUUGGCCACCAGCACCUGGUCUUGAUUUCCUUUCUAUAUCGGGGAUCAAUUAUCUUAAUGGUAAAUUAAGUGCUAACCCUGACACACGCUGGUACUGGUCACCAGCCGCAGCAACCUGGCUAUUUUCACUCGUAAUCGGAUGGGCAAUGUAUAGAGCAUCGUGUGACUAUAUCGACAUGCGUCAAAAGUUCUUUCGCAACACAGAUACGAGCCACAAAUCACUAAUGAUUGGAAAUGUACCUGAGGCCAUGCGGUCGGACGAGAAAUUAAAGAAGUGGCUGGAGACUUUUAAUCUCCAUCACCCUAUUCAACAGGCCAUGAUGGGACACCACAACGCAAAACUCACAAAACUUACCAAAGAACACGAGGAUGCCGUCUACAAAUUAGAAAAUGCCCUUGCUAGUUACCUCACUGAUGGAAAGGCUGUAGCAAAGAAGCGACCAACUGUACGAGUAGGUGGAAUUGCUUGUCUCGGUAAAAAGGUUGACGCAAUCGAUUAUUUCACUAAACAAGUAAAGGACCUCGAAGACCAAGUCCUCAAAAUGCGCAAGUCUAAUACAAAAAUCGCAAAUUACGGUUGGAUUUCCUUUAAGAAAAUUCAAUGGGCUCACAGUACGGAUCGAGCCCUCGAAAAAAUCUCCAAGACCAUGUCAAAACCUGCUUUUAAUGUUCGACUCUCGCCAUCUCCUAAUGAUCUUAUCUGGCCAAACCUACCUAUGGACGCUAGUACGCGCAAAACAAAGCGAUGGAUUGGAAGAAGUUUCUACAUUGCCUUCAUUUUUGUCUGGAUGAUUCCUGUGGGUGCACUCUCAGCCACUUCAAAUGUGAUCAAUCUUAUUCGUCUAUUGCCCAAUGCUGAAACUUUCAUUACCGAACAUGAAAUUCUGAUGGGUAUUGUCCAGGCCUGGUUUACACCUAUUAUAACAGCUAUCUUCUUUUUUGUACUUCCAAUGAUAUUUCGAUAUAUCUCAAAGAUUCAAGGAUAUCGAACCCAGACCACCCUCGAUCGUAAAGUACUCAUCAAACUUUACUUCUUCUUUAUCAUCAACAACCUGCUGGUGUUUACUCUGACAUCCAUUAUAAUUGGCUUGUACGGUCAAAUCAAGGUUCUUGUUUCGUCUGGUUCGUUACCUACAAACGAGAGCAUGAAAGAGUACAUAGUUCAGCUGGCCAAGAACAUCACUGAUGUAUCGACAUUUUGGAUAAACUAUGUGUGCGUAAAAGGGCUAGGCAUGACGAUGGAAUUGGCUCAACUUCUACCUCUGUGUACUAUCACGCUUAGUAAAAUGUUCACUCGUCCAAGCCCCCGUGAACUUCGAGACAUUGCCAAACCACCCGAGUUUGACUAUCCCCAAAAUUACAAUCUCCUGCUCUUCUUUUUCACUAUCGCACUCAUUUACAGCGCGAUGGCACCACUUGUACUACCCUUUGCAUUUGUAUACUUUGCCAUUGCAACCAUGAUUUACAAGUACAUGCUCAUGUAUAUUUAUGUCACCAAGAUUGAAAGUGGUGGUAAAAUGUGGCCCGUUCUAUUCCAAACGGUGAUGUGCUCCGUUCUUUUAUUUCAACUCAUCAUGAUCUUGGUUUUGAACCUCAAAGGUGGACACAUCCAGUCUUAUAUCUUGAUUCCAUUGCCUUUUAUCACCGUUGCAUACCAAUACUUUUACAGCCGUCGCAUACAUGUUCUCGGUUCUUUCUUGAUUGGGACAGACGAUACACUGGAUUAUGUUGAGGAAAGUACACCUAUGGUCCAGCCUGAGAAACACACCAAAGAUUCAUCAAAGGAUGAUCUUUCAAAGCAAUACCAAGAUCCUUUCCUACAUAACAAGCUUACUACUCCAAUUGUACAUGAAAAUGUCAAGCACCUUCUUCCUCAGGUGUAUAACAGCUCUACUGAGCAAAAACCAAGCAAGAGCCAUCGUAUUCCGGAAGUUAUUGAGAUGACACAACAGUUUGGAAAAAAGAUUCGUCAUGAAGUAGAUCUUGACGAGCGCAAUGGAUUUAGCAACCGCCAUAAUAAGCGUAAGACAGUUCUUGCAAUGGAUAACGGACGCAAACUUGAGUUUGGCACUUUAGACGAAGAGGAGAUACAGCAGGGUAUAGACGAAGAAUCUGAACACGAAGAUGAGGCAGAUAAUCUGAAUUCAAUUGCUCCCCUUCCUUUCAACGACUUGCCUAUGCGUAGAGUGCCUACCCUACAGAGUGAUAUAGAUGAUGAGUCUCGUGGUCUAGUGAAUGGCAAUUAUGCUAACUCAUACUGGCAUCAGCAGAGGGACCCUUCUUCGGCCCAUGAAGAUCUCAUCAAGUACAACAACACAGUUCAACAAGCAAGAACUGGACAGCCUAGCUUUGAUAUCCCACGUUCAAUUCCUCAGAAUGAUGUUCACAAAAACAUAACUCCAGCUGCAGCAGAAUAUACACCACCUGGGUCUCACAGACACGCUGAGCGCAAUGUUACUUCUGAGUUAAUCGAUGUUUACACUUCCUGGACCCCAGAUGAAAAGACGCAUUAUGAACCAGAGAUUCCUAGUGAACGCGAAAGUAAAAUUUUGAUGGAGGAAUUUGAUAUUCGACCUGUAUCUCUACAUGAAUUUGGUUUACCACCUCCUUCUAUUCCUCCACAUGCACCUAGUCACCCCGCUACUUCCUCUCGUCAAUCGAGACGUUCGUCAGCACCAAUGCUUUCUACUGUACCUUUUGUUACUCAACCUAAUGUUAAGGAACCCAUGGUCGCGAAACGGCGCCACUCAUUCCAAGAUGAUCCCAGCAACAUGGUUGUCCUACCUCAUGUCAAUCUCUUCCGUCAAACUUCUUCCCCUGCUUGUCUUGUCCAUCGGCGAGGUCAAAGGUCGUCACAGCGCAGACAGAUUGGAACAAACUUGCGGGUUGCUGCUUUGCAACGUAGUCAGACACUUCCGUAUAGACGAACUGCUCCACAAGACGACGACCAACAUGAACAUGGUGACUUUAGAUCUAUUGGAAAUAGACAAAUCAAUGCACAUGUUCAAGAACAAACAAUAUCAUCGGCAACAGUUGAUGACUGGGGAAGCCGCCAACCAUAUCGCAGAAACAGGACUUUGGAACAACAAGAAGCUCGGCAACAAGAAAUCGAGCAAGAGUAUCAGCAAACUUCGUCAAGAAAUUACCAACUAACCAAUUCAGAGCCACCGCCCCCACCACCCCAUCAUGAAUCCUCUCUAGCAGAGCGCGAUUCAAUGGGACCUACUCUAAACCUUUUGAAUUUGGCUCACCCGCAAGGCAUGGCUUCGUCUACUAUGAGUCUGGAACUCAUUAGACAGCAGUACAUGGAUUCCGUAUCAGAGGAUAAAGACUUCUUUUAAGCGAAUAAUUCUUUUAUACUGACUCUUAUAUAUAUAUAUGUAUGGAAUAGUUAUUACAUAGUAAUUCC
Messenger RNA from Phycomyces blakesleeanus NRRL 1555(-), 3806 nucleotides. RefSeq lists its product as hypothetical. Gene Ontology annotation, molecular function: calcium-activated cation channel activity. The transcript has 4 exons. Bases 1 to 3738 code for a protein of 1245 amino acids. The record is from RefSeq and is a predicted model, not a curated record. Lineage: Eukaryota; Fungi; Mucoromycota; Mucoromycetes; Mucorales; Phycomycetaceae. Gene Ontology annotation, cellular component: plasma membrane.